Messenger RNA from Moneuplotes crassus, 2751 nucleotides. Lineage: Eukaryota; Ciliophora; Spirotrichea; Euplotida; Euplotidae. The record is from the annotation of a GenBank genome assembly.
AUGAAGAAUACCAGAGUCAACGUGGCUAUCAGAGUCAGACCUCUAUUGAAGGCAGAGAUCGAUCGUGGAGAGACAUCCACAGACUUGCUCUCAGUGAAUAGAAAAUAGUAAUACCAUAUCCUUCAAAGGCAAUUCAGCUGGGAAGAUUAACAAAAAUUACACAUUUGAUAAAGUCAUACCAUCUGAUGCAACCCAGGAAGAGGUUUAUGAAGAAUUGGACAUACAGAGAUAUAUUAAACAAGUUGUUGACGGCUAUCACGCCACUAUUUUUGCAUAUGGACAGACUGGCAGCGGCAAAACUUUCACAAUGGAGGGAUAUAAAUAUUCUAAUAACGGUAAUUCUAAAGGAGGACUUCAAGCCCAAAUCGAGAAUGGCGAUAAUAUCGGAAUUGUACCAAGAGUCAUCAGUUCGAUAUUUUCUCAGAUAGAUGAAAACUCCAGUCAAUCUGGUCAUAGUUUUAGGAUAUAUUGCUCCUUCUUACAGCUCUAUCAGGAGAAAAUUUUGGAUCUUUUAAACCCAAACCAUAGCAAAAAGAGUGCUUUCCAGGGCACUGGAUUGAAGCUAAGAUGGAAUAAGCUGGAUAUAUAUACAGUAGAAAAUCUAUAUAAUUUUGAAUGCAAAUCACCAGAAGAGCUGAUGAAGUAUUAUCAUAUGGGCAUUAAGAAUAAGAUUAUGUCCACGCAUAAUCUGAAUAAUGCCAGUUCAAGGUCUCAUUGCGUCUUUACAAUCACAUGUGAGUGAACUAAUCCAGCAAAGCCAGAUAAUGUGAUCGUUUCAAAAUUACAGUUGGUCGAUCUGGCAGGAAGUGAGAGAUCCAACCAAACAGGAGUAAAAGAUCAAAUGGCAAAGGAAAGUAUCGAUAUAAACAAAUCUUUGUUUACCCUGAGACAAGUCAUUACAGCAUUAACUGAUUCUAAAUCAAAAGAUUAUAUACCGUACCGUGAGUCUAAACUGACUUGUCUGCUUAGACAAAGUCUAGGUGGAAACAGUUACUCGUUGAUGAUUUCUUGUUUAACGCCUAAUGAUAAGUUCUGUGAUGAAAACAAGAGCACACUAAAUUAUGCCUCAAGAGCCUCAUGAAUUGCAAACAAACCAGUCAAGAAUGAUGAUCCUCAGACAAAACUGGUUGACACAUUAAAAAAACAGAUAAAGAUUCUCAAUGAGGAACUUGUUAAAGCUAAUAGACAUAUCCUCGACUUAAGCAUCGUUAAAGGUGAGCAAGGAACUUUCUUUGGUACAGAAAAAGUUAAGAAGCAGUUUAGUGAAGAAAGCCAGAUGCUUCUAACCUCAAAUGGGUUCAACCCAAUGUCUGAAACAAAGCUAACUGCUAAGAAUGAAAAGUCUUUGCCCCCUUUAGCUCAUAUGAAUACACCUGAUAGAUCUGUCAAAAUGAAGACUCAGACUAACCAGUUUUAUAAUGAUAAGGAAGAGGGUAAAAUUCCUUCUCGUCAGCAAUCUCCGAAAAAUAAGAAUUUUAAAACUGCUGAAAAGCCAUCAAGAGAUACAGAAAGUAAGAAAAGCAGAGUUAUGAAUGCAGAAAUUUCCAAGAAAAUUGAAGAGGCUAAGGAAGCUGCUUUUGAAAGAAUCAUGCAUAGUGCGAACAUUGUCAAGGAAGUCCUUCAAAGAAAUAUGUCUCUUAGUGAAGACAUUGUCAAGAACCACCAAAUUGUGGAUGAUCUUAACCAAAAUGUGUACCAACUUCAGAGAGAGAACGAAGAUCUGAGGGAAAGACUGGAGAUUCUUGAAACAAUUACUGGAAAAGACUCUUCCUCCUUGCUAAAGAAGAUCAGAGGAAUGACCAAAACUGAUGAUGACCCUGAAGACACUAAGGAAACUGAAGAGAAGCCACAAGAAGAAGUGAAGGACUAUAAUGAGAAAGACCUCAUGGUACUCCUUACUAAUUCUGAUGAUUUCAUGGUCAAAAACAAGCAGUCUGUAAUCAACGCAAUCUAUAAAUUGAGCAAGGACAAGCAGAUACUUAAUAAGAGGAUAGAAAAUUUGGAAAAGAACAGGAUUAGGAAAACACAUAUGAAACUUCGAAUGACAAACAAUCACUUUUAUAACCAGAAUGGGGCUUCAGAGCAGAAAGCUAAGUAUAAAGCAACACUUGAUGAAGGAGUUGAUGAUACUGAGCCGAUAAGGAGCAUACUGAAUGAGGAAGAUUUAGAUAUUAGUAACCAGUACAUUCCUCCUAAAAUUCGAAAAGGAAAUAAGCUGAAGUUAGCAAAGCACACUUCAAUGAAGGAUAAGAGGGCAUUAAAAUAUCAAAAGCGUCCUUCUGGAACGAACCAAAGUUCUAAAAGUGAGAUAAGAAUAGCUCAUUCUUUCAACUAUGGGCCUAAUUUUAGAAGGACUAGGGAAUCUUUUCUCGAACAAGAUGCUUCUGGUAAUGGUAAAAUUCUGAUUCAAAAUGACUCAUCACACAAAUAUGGCAUUCAAAGGCAUCCUUCCACUCAAGAAGAGAUGAAAAAUAGGACGAACUACUCUUCAGGACACCAGCAGACCAACCUAUCGACUUCAUCAGCUAUAGAUUUUGACCAAAAUGCGGUACAAAAAGGCCAAAAACUCUCAAAACUUGAAAAGAUACCUGACCCUAGCAUCACUUCAGAGACUCUUUACAACCCAUCUAGGCUGAAGAAAUCCCCGUAUGAUAUCGCUGGGUAUGACCAUCUGAGCAGGAUCCAGCCUAGAAAGGGAAAACUUCCUUCGCAUUCCAAGAAGUUUCGUAGUAAGAAGAAGUUUUAAGCACU